ACAUAAAUUUUCCCAAACUUUCAUUUCACGAUUUGUAAAUAUUGUCACGAUCAAGUUACCUAGUUCAAUGUGUAUAUCAUCGUUAUAGAGCCACUAGUCGUUGUUCAAAUUCCAAAUGAGAAACAUGGACUUCAGUGGUGUAUAUAACUGUAACGUCAGAGUGAAGGAGGAACCAAACGAUGAUUCCCCGAUUGAAAAUGAUGAUUAUGAGAUAAUUGGCAAUGCACACGAUGCUAACACCGAAGAAUCCUCGCGUUCUGGUCGAGAAAAUUUAACUCAUGGCCCUGACGAUGUCGAAGUAGAAUUCGAAUGUAAGGACGAGAAGCUCGGCAUUAACUUGAAAGAAAUUAAGGACGAAGUAAAAGAGGAAUUGAAUUUGGAUAGUAAGCUGAGUGAUGCAUUUGAUGCAAAUGAAAAAACAUUUACCCAAAAAAGUCAAUGCGAAACCCGCACCGAUAAGGUACAUAAUGGUACCAAACAUACGUGUGAGAUUUGCGGAGAGAAGUUCUCAACUGAGGCUACACUCAAGAUCCACAUUCGUGCAGUACAUAAUGGUGUUAAACAUAAAUGUAGUGAAUGUGGAAAGACAUUCACACACAAAAAUACUCUCAAAAUCCACGUCAAUGCGAUGCAUAAUGGUAUGGCACCUACAUGCAAAAUAUGCGGAAAACAAUUCACAACUAAGCCCUCACUCAGGAUCCACAUGGAUGGACAUAAUGGUGUUAAACAUAAAUGUAGUGAAUGUGGAAAGACAUUCACACGCAAAAAUACUCUCAAAAUCCACGUCAAUGCGAUGCAUAAUGGUAUGGCACCUACAUGCAAAAUAUGCGGAAAACAAUUCACAACUGAGCCCUCACUCAGGAUCCACAUGAAUGGACAUAAUGGUGUUAAACAUAAAUGUAGUACAUGUGGAAAGACAUUCACACAAAAAAAACAUCUUAAUAAACACAUCGAUUCGAUUCAUAAUGGUAUGGCACCAACAUGCGAAGUGUGCGGAAAGCAAUUCACAACUGAGGCCUCACUCAGGAUCCACAUGAAUGGACAUAAUGGUGUUAAACAUAAAUGUAGUACAUGUGGAAAGACAUUCUCACAAAAAGGAGAUCUUAAUAAACACAUCGAUGGAGUACAUAAUGGUGUUAAACAUGCGUGUGGUGUAUGUGGAAAGACAUUCACACAAAAAGGAGAUCUUAAGAUUCACAUCGAUGUAGUACAUAAUGGUGUUAAACAUGUUUGUAGUACAUGUGGAAAGACAUUCACACGAAAAAAAAAUCUCAAAAUCCACAUCGGUUCAGUACAUGAUGGUGUUGAACAUGUGUGUAGUAUAUGUGGAAAGUCAUUCGGACGAACAGGAAAUCUCAAAAUUCACAUCGAUUCGGUUCAUAAAGUUGAGGCAACUACUUGCGAAGUGUGCAAAAAAAAAUUCAAAUUCAGGAGUGAGCUCAAACUCCACAUGAAUUCGGAGCAUAAUAUCACUCACGUAUGUGAAACGUGUGGCAAGACAUUUUCAGACAAGGGUCGUCUUGUAAUUCACUUUAACGAGCUGCACAGAGUUCACGAAUGUGCCUUUUGCGGGGAAAAAUUUGAAAACAGGCCCAAAUUACGUAGUCACGUCAAACGUGAACAUAAAAGCGAUACCCAAGCAUGAGAUCAAUGCAAAAGAUCUUAAAACAUCCACCAAUGCCGCGCAAAAUGAAAAAACAUCGAGACAAAUGAGGAGCCAUAAAACUGUCAUCGAAGUAGCACAUCACUCACGCAUUAACACCCAAUAAAUGUAUAAAAUGUACAUUGAAAUUUUGUCAAAAAACAUAGAUUAUUAUAUUUUGGAUCACUCACCAAUGUUUUCCAUCUCACUGCUUAA
Messenger RNA from Trichogramma pretiosum, 1858 nucleotides. RefSeq names its product gastrula zinc finger protein XlCGF28.1-like. Gene Ontology annotation, molecular function: DNA-binding transcription activator activity, RNA polymerase II-specific; RNA polymerase II cis-regulatory region sequence-specific DNA binding. The transcript is spliced from 3 exons. The record is from RefSeq and is a predicted model, not a curated record. Lineage: Eukaryota; Metazoa; Arthropoda; Insecta; Hymenoptera; Trichogrammatidae. Gene Ontology annotation, cellular component: nucleus. The coding region runs from base 116 to 1645 and encodes 509 amino acids. Gene Ontology annotation, biological process: regulation of transcription by RNA polymerase II.